Molecule: messenger RNA, 5142 nt
Organism: Zalophus californianus (California sea lion)
Lineage: Eukaryota; Metazoa; Chordata; Mammalia; Carnivora; Otariidae
Gene: FNBP1
Product: formin binding protein 1
Exons: 17
Coding region: 167-2020 (617 amino acids)
Biological process (GO): endocytosis; signal transduction
Molecular function (GO): protein binding
Source: RefSeq, a predicted model, not a curated record
GCUGAGGAGACCCAAGGCGAGGAGCGGCGAGCCGGAGGAGGCGGCGGCCGCGCGCGCACCGGGCUUUCCUCGAUUGCGGGGAUCUCAAGGGGCGAAGGGAUCGCCGGGGAGGAGGACCGGAGAGCCGCGCCUGUCGCGCGGCGCGCCCCUUCCCGCCCCCUGCACCAUGAGCUGGGGCACCGAGCUCUGGGAUCAAUUUGACAACUUAGAAAAACACACACAGUGGGGAAUUGACAUUCUUGAGAAAUACAUCAAAUUUGUAAAGGAAAGGACAGAGAUUGAACUCAGCUAUGCAAAGCAACUCAGGAACCUCGCAAAGAAAUACCAACCUAAAAAGAACUCGAAGGAGGAAGAAGAAUACAGGUAUACGGCUUGUAAAGCUUUCCUUUCCACCCUGAACGAAAUGAAUGAUUACGCUGGGCAGCAUGAAGUUAUCUCCGAGAACAUGACCUCGAACAUCACUGUGGAGUUAGCCCGCUACGUCCAGGAACUGAAGCAGGAGAGGAAAUCGUACUUCCACGACGGGCGGAAGGCCCAACAGCACAUAGAGAUCUGCUGGAAACAACUCGAAUCAAGUAAAAGACGAUUUGAACGGGACUGCAAAGAGGCGGACAGAGCGCAGCAGUACUUCGAGAAGAUGGAUGCAGACAUCAAUGUCACCAAAGCAGAUGUUGAAAAGGCGCGACAGCAAGCUCAAGUACGUCACCAAAUGGCAGAGGACAGCAAAGCAGAUUACUCAUCAAUUCUCCAGAAAUUCAACCACGAGCAGCAUGAAUAUUACCAUACUCACAUCCCCAACAUAUUUCAGAAAAUACAGGAGAUGGAGGAAAGGAGGAUAGUGCGAAUCGGGGACUCGAUGAAGACCUAUGCGGAGGUGGACCGGCAGGUGAUUCCGAUCAUUGGGAAAUGCUUGGAUGAAAUAGUAAAGGCAGCCGAAUCCAUCGAUCAGAAGAAUGAUUCCCAGCUGGUAAUAGAAGCUUAUAAGUCCGGGUUUGAGCCUCCCGGGGACAUUGAAUUUGAGGAUUACACUCAACCGAUGAAACGCACCGUGUCAGAUAACAGCCUUUCGAAUUCCCGAGGAGAAGGCAAACCAGAGCUCAAGUUUGGUGGCAAAUCCAAAGGAAAGUUAUGGCCUUUCAUCAAAAAAAAUAAGCUUAUGUCCCUUUUAACAUCCCCCCAUCAGCCUCCCCCUCCUCCCCCUGCCUCUGCCUCACCCUCUGCUGUUCCCAACGGCCCCCAGUCUCCCAAGCAGCAAAAGGAACCCCUCUCCCAUCGCUUCAACGAGUUCAUGACCUCCAAACCCAAAAUCCACUGCUUCAGGAGCCUAAAGCGUGGGCUUUCUCUCAAGCUGGGCGCCACGCCAGAGGAUUUCAGCAACCUCCCACCCGAGCAGAGAAGGAAAAAGCUGCAGCAGAAGGUCGAUGAAUUAAAUAAAGAAAUUCAAAAGGAGAUGGAUCAAAGAGAUGCCAUAACAAAAAUGAAAGAUGUUUACCUGAAGAAUCCUCAGAUGGGAGACCCAGCCAGUUUGGAUCACAAAUUAACCGAAGUCAGCCAAAAUAUAGAAAAACUGCGGCUAGAAUCCCAGAAAUUUGAGGCCUGGCUGGCGGAGGUGGAAGGCAGGCUGCCAGCACGCAGCGAGCAGGCCCGCCGGCAGAGUGGAAUGUUCGACGCCCAGAACCCAGCCACGGUCAACAACUGUGCCCAGGACCGCGAGAGCCCGGAUGGCAGUUACACGGAGGAGCAGAGUCAGGAGGGUGAGGGGAAGGUGCUGGCCACGGACUUCGAUGACGAGUUUGAUGAGGAGGAGCCCCUGCCCGCCAUCGGGACCUGCAAAGCCCUCUACACAUUCGAAGGUCAGAAUGAAGGGACCAUCUCCGUGGUUGAAGGAGAAACUCUGUACGUGAUCGAGGAAGACAAAGGCGACGGGUGGACCCGCAUUCGGAGAAAUGAAGAUGAAGAGGGUUAUGUCCCCACUUCGUACGUCGAAGUCUAUUUGGACAAAAAUGCCAAAGAUUCCUAGAGGCGGAUGCAGGAGCCGGAGCCUCAGUGAGCCUUCCCAGGAGAACCCCUUCGGUCUGCUUGUCUCCGCAGGCCCCGGGCGCCCGCGCGCACAGACGGCUCCCGGGCUGGGCCGGCGCGCGGCCCUCCGACGACAUCUCAGCCUGAAGCCGCAUCCCCCCGACCCGCCGCGCGGCUGCUUGCCUUUUUCUUUCUUUUCUUCCCACAGCAUGCUUCUCAUGGCCCUGCUCCCCCCACGGCCCGUCCGGCCACCUCUCUGGGGGCAGUUCUGUCCCUGUCCCGCACCCCCACCCCACCCGGGGCCACGGAAGGCAGCUAGACACGUGCUCCCUCCUUCCCGGGCCCCUGCCUUGGCCCUCAGUCGGCCUGGCGCGUCCUGGCCCGUCCAUGGUUCACACUGUGCCUUUCGUGAAAACUUCGCCACUGGUCUCCCCGGGGGGAGACGGACAGAAUCUGGACAGGGAGGGUCAGGCGUGCACCAGGCGGACUGAGCGAGCGCCCGGAUGUCAUGGAUGGGUUCCCGCGUCCCGAGUCCGUUGACUCUUCGGUGGUCCUUUUCUGGUUAGGGGUCCUCACCUCAUACUAAACAUCGGCCCUUGCAACAUUUCCUGGCCUGACAGUGUCCGUGGGGGGCGCUGGGGGACACGCAGGCACGCACACGCAGGCAUGCAUCCCCGAGUGCGCGCGCACGCGUUUCGAUUGGGAGCCUGUGCUCCGUGGCCUGGAAAGGUCUACACUGGAAGUCAAAUUCCAUCUCCAGGGCCACACGCAGAAGCGUCCACCUUUCACGGGUGAGGGAAGGUCCCAGCCCACCUCCCUGCCAUCGCCCUGCGGGACGUGGCGCUUGAGCGAGCGUCUCACCUCGGCCCUAGCUCCUUGCAAAGUGACAAUUCCCGUUUUCCCGUGAACUCCUGAGAUUCACAUCUUCGGAUUCUAGCGCUUUCCUCACCAAAGACCCUGCCUGUGAGGCCGGCGGUCCUUCAGGUGGUCCUGUGGCCACGGCUUCCGCAUGUUCUCACGGGCUCCGUGGGCCACGGAGACUGGAGGGAGUUGGCUUUUUGAGCGAAGUUCCCUUCCUCUUGCGGAUCCUUGAGGAAAAUGUGAGGCCGUGUAGCCCGUGGCCAGUCAUGCCUUAGAGCAGCCUAGCUUCCCUUCUCUGGUGCAGACCCGGUCGGGAGGAGUCACUGGCUGCGAGUUUCUGUGAACGAGACACCAUCCAAAGCCCAAGAAGGAACUCGGGCCUCUGUGCUCUCUCGUUUGGCUGUUGGUAACUAGGUGGUCACCUCGGACAUCCUCAAUUCUUCUCGACCUUUACGAAUCUAAGACGAGGGUGUCUUAUGGGAGCCGAAGGGACAAGAGGCAGAAAGGAGAGGUGCUAAGGGCUGGGCCUGUGUUCAGUGGCCGAAACGGUUCCUCUCAGAAACCGGGGUUGAGCUCGACCACACCCCCCCUUCCGAGAGAAACCUCCCGCAAGCACAUGCCCGGGGUAAGCAAGUGAAGAGGAAGUGGCUUUGGGUUUAAAGGCGAGCAAGCAAGCGAGCAUGAGCCGCCCCCCCUUCUGUCUCUCUGUCUCUGUCUCUGUCUCUGUCUCUCUCUUGCCCUGAAGGGGGCCAGGCCCUGCGGUUGAAGACUACCUGCCUAUCUGCCGGGAUGGCUGAGGCCGUGGGGGUCUCGGGGCUGCUCUGUUGGCAGCGGGCCCCCGUUCCCCACAGCCGUGGGGAGCUCCUCCACCUUGUUGAGAGGGCUGCUUGCCGGAUGCCCUGGGGCCAGGGGGGCCGGGCCUCGCCCGAGUCCCUGCAAACCUGCAGGUGUGUGGUUUGGCCCGUCGUUGCAGCAGCUCCGCGGAGGCUCCUCCGCCAGCCCCGGGGGGAGGGAUGGGGGGGUCAGGAAUCUCUAGGAACUUCUGAAUCUCACCAAGCCAAGCUGACUGCUCUCCACAAGGAUGCUAAAUGGUUUUUUUAAAUCGAUUUUAGAGCCUCAGUAAUGCAUGUGCAUUGCAUCUUUCAUAUUCUGGGGUCAGGAUAGAUUCAGUUCUCACAACGUAGGGAAAAUGGUAUAAGCUGCAGUGGUUUGUUCUUUUAGUGUCUGUUAAGCCCAAUAGAGAAUAUGCUCGUAUCUUGUAGCCCCUGCACCUUUUUUUUUUUUUUAUUCCCUUCUGAACCACCUGCGUCCAGAAAGGAAUGGAUCCUAAGUGCUUCUCCGUGUUAGCCUUGGUGUCGCACCCCGCCCCCCCCCCCCGCCCCCGGUGGGUCUGUGCGGCUGUGUGGGGAGGGGAGCGCAGCAAACCUGAGCUCAUUCAAGGAGAUAAGUCAUUAGAGGGUAGUUGAGGUGUAUCCUUUAUUCUGGGGAUCCUCCUGGGAAAUCAUCUCUAUAGGAGUAUGGACCAGUUCCCGUAGAGUAGGGGAACUUCCCCAUCUGCUUCUCGGCCACCCGUUCGCCCCCCGACGCCUGUCCUUUCUCCACCGAUGCUAGAGUAGUGUUGUUGUAAGAAUGACUAAGUUUUAAAGCACCUGCCCUGAACAUGACCUAAAAACGUUUUUCUGCUGGAAAGAGAGGAACUUGUCAUUCAUCCAGUUUUUCCUUUGCAAGAUAAAAAAGGCAUGGAAAGCCGUCGUGGGAUUUUCCUUCGGGAUUUUAGCGCGCUCACCUCAGAAGCUUCCAGGCUGUGAGGCUCAGGCCAGAUAAGCUGUAGCUUAUCUCGCAGCACAGAGGCCCCCCCUCAGGGCUUCUGGUGACAUCUGUAAUUACAGGAGAGAGUUUAUGGAACGUGAAAAAGUGACAUGGAUGCUAAGUAUUUUUCCAGAAAUCUUAGUUUCAUACUUCCUCAUACCUCUGCCUCCCCACACUGGUGCCGUCAAAACACUUCUUUAAAGAGUGAUCCAAAAUUCUAUUUUAACCUGAUGUUGAGCACCUUUAAACGUUUUGGUUUCUUUGUGUGUGUGGCACUAAUUCUAAACUUUGGAGGCAUUUCAGUGUUGUAACGGCCCCUGCCAUUGUGAAGGUUCUGGAAUUGCCCAUUUGUCUCUGGAGAUGGAAUUAAACCAAAUACAGUGCUUCCAUUGGAAGGCUUAUAUUGACCUUGUAACUAUAUGUUAAUCCUCUAAAUGUUAAAUAAAAGUAUAA